This is a messenger RNA of Maniola jurtina (meadow brown), 1821 nucleotides long. It is a transcript of the gene mmy, whose product is annotated as UDP-N-acetylhexosamine pyrophosphorylase. Gene Ontology annotation, molecular function: UDP-N-acetylglucosamine diphosphorylase activity. The coding region runs from base 228 to 1691 and encodes 487 amino acids. The record is from RefSeq and is a predicted model, not a curated record. The transcript has a single exon. Lineage: Eukaryota; Metazoa; Arthropoda; Insecta; Lepidoptera; Nymphalidae. Gene Ontology annotation, biological process: UDP-N-acetylglucosamine biosynthetic process.
AAUGACAUUAUACAAAUGUAUACUCGCCCUAAAAAAUAUGUAAAUAAACAUGCGAGCUGUCAUUUAGGAAACCCGCCGACGUGUUUUAUUCAGUUCGUGGUGGGAGAAUGGUGAAAAUGAACAACAGUGGGACGGCCGCGAGUUACCGCCAGUGUAUACUUUCUAAUCGCCGCGAUCGGUCUCGAUAUCACACGGAUUAGUUACGCGCGAGUUUCCGAUAGCGAGCUAUGUCUUACGAGGACCUGUACUCCCGCCUGGCGGCCCAUGGCCAGGAACAUUUGGUCAAAUACUGGCCGGAACUGUCCCAGGAUGAGCGCGAACAGCUGGCGAGUGAAAUUAAUAAGUUGGAUUUAGCGGAAAUGACCGAUAUCUUCCAUCGGGCUAUGGAAUCCACUAAAGUGAUUUUAGAGAAAAUCGAUGACGAUUUGAAGCCUAUCCCCCAAACGCACUACGAAUCUGUACCCGGUCUAACAGAGUCCAAGAUCCAGGAGUACGAAAGCAUAGGAUUCAAAGAGAUUUCUGAUAGCAAAGUUGGUGUGUUACUGCUGGCUGGUGGCCAAGCGACGAGAUUAGGUUUCGGACACCCGAAAGGAAUGUACGAUGUUGGUUUACCAUCUAGAAAAACCCUGUUCCAAAUUCAAGCUGAAAGAAUUCUUCGUGUUCAACAAAUGGCUGAAGAACACACCGGAAAAGCAGGUAAUAUCACCUGGUAUAUCAUGACUUCCGAGCACACUCGUGCACCUACAGCAGAGUUCUUCAGAAACCAUAAUUAUUUCGGUUUAAACGAAGAAAAUAUUGUUUUCUUUGAACAAGGACGUUUACCAUGCUUCGAUUUUGACGGAAAAAUAUUCUUAGACGAGAAAUACCACUUGUCGUCAGCGCCUGAUGGUAACGGAGGAAUUUACAGGUCGCUUAAAAGCCAAGGUGUUUUGGACGAUAUCGUUAAACGGGGUAUCAAACAUUUGCACGCACAUUCCGUUGACAACAUCCUAAUUAAGGUUGCCGAUCCAAUUUUCAUCGGUUACUGUAAGACGAAAAAUGCAGAUUGCGCUGCUAAAGUUGUGAGGAAAUCGAUGCCAAGCGAACCCGUAGGAGUCGUUUGUCGUGUUAACGGAUUUUAUAAAGUCGUGGAAUAUUCCGAGCUUACAGACGAAGCAGCAGAGAGGCGUAACCCGGACGGUCAGCUCACAUUCUCCGCUGGCAACAUCUGUAACCACUAUUUCUCAUCCGAAUUCUUACUAAAGAUAUGUGAUUACGAAUCAAAACUAAAACUCCACGUUGCCAAGAAAAAAAUACCAUACGUAGAUUCAAACGGUAUUAAGCAGAAGCCGUCGGAACCAAACGGUAUUAAAAUGGAAAAAUUUAUUUUCGAUGUCUUCGAAUUCGCUAAGAACUUCAUAUGUUUAGAAGUAGCGAGAGACGUUGAGUUUUCUGCAUUGAAAAAUGCUGAUUCGGCUAAGAAGGAUUGUCCAUCGACCACCCGAGAGGAUUUAUUACGGCUUCACAGGAAAUAUAUUCGUCAAGCCGGUGGUAUUAUCGAGGAUGAUAUCGAUGUGGAAAUCUCUCCGUUGCUUUCGUACGGUGGUGAAAAUUUGAAGGAUAUCGUUGAGAGCGUAGAAUUCACCAUGUCUCCAUUCCAUUUGAAGAGUACGCAUGAGUCUAUCACAAAUGGUGUGAAUGGGAAACAUUAGUUGUAUAUACAGGUAAGUUCCUUUAUAGCGUAGAGAUGAAACUGAAUAACUGACAUUGUGCUGAUUUUUAUAGUUUUAUAAUAUAACUGUAAUAAGUUAAUGCAGUGUCGGGUUAAACUGACUGGUUUUU